AUGAGGUUUGUGAGCGAGCACCGGGGUGAGCCAGCGGGCUGAGGCUGCAGGGAAGCCGCGGCCGGGGUGCUGAGCGCCGGACGGCGUGUGUGAGGAGGACCGAGCCGGAGCCGGAGCUGACACACCGCGCCGUUUUCAGCCUGACUAUGUUCACCGAGGCGAGAUCAUGACUUUACUCAACGAGUCGGACGAGACCCCCUCUCCCUCUUUCCCCCCUCUGUUCUUCCUUCAGAACAAUUUCUCUACCUUCAUCACCCACAACCCCUCGCAUUCUCCUGUAUCCCUCCCUACUUCCCCCUCCGAUCUGCUGCCUUCCUCCAACUGCACCAGCGCGCUGUCCCCCUCCUCGCCGCCGUACAACUUCUAUGCCGUCCUGUUGGUCCUUCUGAUCUUCUGCGUGGUGUUUGGCAACGUGCUGGUGUGCGUCGCCGUGUCCCGGGAGCGCGCUCUGCAGACCACCACCAACUACCUCAUCGUGUCUCUGGCCGUGUCCGACCUGCUGCUGGCCACGCUGGUCAUGCCCUGGGGCGUCUACCUGGAGGUGGUGGGAGAGUGGCGCUUCAGCCUCAUCCACUGUGACAUCCUGCUCACCCUGGAUGUCAUGAUGUGCACCGCCAGCAUCCUCAACCUGUGUGCCAUCAGCAUCGACAGAUACACGGCCGUGGCCAUGCCACUGCUCUACAACACCAGAUACAGCUCCAGGAGGAGGGUGGCCGUCAUGAUCGCCGUGGUGUGGUUCCUGUCGUUUGCCAUCUCCUGCCCCUUGUUGUUUGGAUUGAACAAUACUGCCAGUCGUGACGGCACCACGUGCAGCUUCGCCGACCCGGCCUUCGUGGUGUAUUCCUCCGUGGCCUCCUUCUACGUUCCUUUCAUCGUGACGUUGCUGGUGUAUGCCCAGAUCUGCGUGGUGCUGCGCAAGCGAGGCCGACGCACCGCGCCACCACGCAGACAUGGCCUGCUCACGCAAAAUGGAGCCGAAGCCGGGGAAGGCCGACACCGGAAGAAUAAGUGCACACAACCCGAGGAUGUGAAGUUGUGUACUCUGAUUCUGCGACCUGCUACUGCAGGUGCUCAACGCAAGAAAGUGCAUCCACACGUGCCUCUGUUCCCGAAGGCUUUCCUCACCCCCCGACGCCCCCCCUCCCCCGUCUCUGUGUGCCAGACCCUGGUGAAGGAGGCGGUGGUUCACCCCCUGGAAGUGGAGCCCGGUCAGUUCCUGCCGCAGACGGAGCAGAGCCUGGCCCCUCCCGCCGCCCCCCAGACCUCGUCCCACCCGGGGGGCGCCCGGAUAUCCCUGUCCAUCUCGGUGGGACCCGCCCCCGCCCUGCCCUCCACCGUGACUCGGUCGGCCCUGACGCCUCGUCCUCCCACUCUGGAAGACGGCAUGAGGGGUCGGGAGGGGUGGAGGGAGCGCAGCGGCGGCAGGGAGAAAUGGGGCGCCCCCAAGGAGCGGGUGAGAGGGAGGCUGUCCCAGCAGAAGGAGCGGAAGGCCACGCAGAUGCUCGCCAUCGUACUCGGUGUGUUCAUUAUCUGCUGGCUGCCGUUCUUCCUGACCCACGUGCUGAAGGCGCACUGCCGGAGCUGCUGCAUCUCCCCGUCACUGUACAGCGCCGUCACCUGGCUCGGGUACCUCAACAGCGCCGUCAAUCCCGUCAUCUACACCACAUUCAACAUUGAAUUUCGCAAAGCCUUCAUCAAGAUCCUGCACUGCUAGGCUGGAGAGAUGAGAUGCAUACGCUAUCAAACGGAAGACAGACCUUGCGGGUCUGAGAUCGGAGGUGCGAGACUAAAGAGCUCAUUAGCGGCGUGAUGCGCAGGAGCAGAGAUCGAGGCAAAGAUCUGGAUGACUGAAAAGCCACGGAGAUCCAGGCUCUUUGGGCCGGCAGCGCAGACAAGACUCAAGACGGAAACUCUGCUAUAUAGAGGGAAUGACAAGCGACACAAAAGAAACUACUACAAAGAACAAAGGCAGUGUGUGGUACAGAGGAGACAGCUGCAGCAAACGCACACAAGCUGGAGGUAUUUAUAGAGGAGCAGACAAGCAUUGUGAGUGUGUGUGUGUAUAUAUUCUGUAAAGAGAAUACGAGAACUGAGGAUCUCACCACAGCAGCUGGAUUCAAACCCUCCCCACGUGUGAGAUUCACUGAGACGCGACUUCUUUCCAGUUUACUGGAACUAGGGCUGGGCGAUAUGGACCAAAAGUCAUAUCUCGAUAUUUUCUAGCUGAAUGGCGAUACUCAAUAUAUAUCGAUAUUUUUUCUGUGCCAUAAUUGGGGUUUCCCCCAAAGCAUUAUAGCAUAGCAUCUCUGUUAGCUUCAUUUUUUCUGAGGCAAACCCUUAAAAAAACAGUCAGUUUUAAUACAAUGCCUCGUGCCAAAUGUCACACAGGUUCCUUUAUUAACAGAGGUCUGCACAAUAUCAAAAUGUAUAAAACAAAUGAAAUAAAAAUAAACUGCCUGCAUAUAUAGAAUAAAAAUGCUUCUUGAAUAAAAUAAAACAAAUAUCCCUUUCCUGCAUAACAAUUAAAUUAAAAUACACUGCAAUUAAUACAAUGUAGACAGUAACAGGCAGACUUUUCCACUGAGGUUGACAGUUGUGCAAAUAACAAAACAUUUGUGCAAAUCUCAAAUAAAACAUUAAAGUCAAUUUGUCACAAAAUAAGCUAUAUCAAAAUCAUAAAAAAAAUAUAUAUAUUUUUUUUUUUCGAUAUAAACGAUAUUGUCUCGUGCCAUAUCGCGUUUGAAAAUAUAUCGAUAUAUAUUAAAAUCUCGAUAUAUCGCCCAGCCCUAACUGGAACUCUUGGUUUUCUUCAGCCGCUCACGGUUGUAUUUUCGUGAAAUGUUGACAUCAUCUUUUUUGUUCUGUUUGCAUGUCCUUGUCUUUCUUGUAGAGCAGUAAUAACUAAAAAAAAAAAAAAAAAAAAAAGUCCAGCAUCAAACUAACAUUUCACGUUGAUCACCAAGAGUCCGUUGGGGUUUUUUUUUUUUCCCCCUCUUCUACUACGCUAGAAAUAUGAAUUUGAUCAAGAAGCACACAAAAACACAGCAGGCGGUCCUGGAAGCUUUUAAGUCUGAAUAUCUUAUCUUCAAAUAAUUAUGCAUAAAUGUAAGGUUUAGUGUUGAAAAUGAUCUUAUGCAUUUAGAGGGUGGAUUGUACAGAGAAUUUAAAGAAUAAAACUAAAUCUUUUACUGAUCAUCGUGUGUAAAAGUUACAUGGAGUUCUUUUUUUGAUCUUGAGGUAAAUUUGCGGGGAUGUCCCAUUUCUGGGGAAAUGGGCAACUGUCUUUAAUGAUGUGGGAAUUGUUUUGUAUCUCGGUCCAGGUUGGUGUGCAGCAGCUGUUUCUUCUCUGAGAUAUUGCUUAUAUCUUUCCUUGUUGGGAUUUUC
This is a messenger RNA of Cololabis saira (Pacific saury), 3384 nucleotides long. RefSeq names its product dopamine receptor D2 like (gene drd2l). Gene Ontology annotation, cellular component: presynaptic membrane; glutamatergic synapse. The record is from RefSeq and is a predicted model, not a curated record. Bases 167 to 1714 code for a protein of 515 amino acids. Gene Ontology annotation, biological process: adenylate cyclase-activating adrenergic receptor signaling pathway. Lineage: Eukaryota; Metazoa; Chordata; Actinopteri; Beloniformes; Belonidae. Gene Ontology annotation, molecular function: G protein-coupled receptor activity; dopamine neurotransmitter receptor activity, coupled via Gi/Go. The transcript is spliced from 8 exons.